Molecule: messenger RNA, 888 nt
Organism: Clonostachys solani
Lineage: Eukaryota; Fungi; Ascomycota; Sordariomycetes; Hypocreales; Bionectriaceae
Source: the annotation of a GenBank genome assembly
GAUGCACCUCAGCUCGUUGGCUUCAUUAAAGAUAUGCAUAGUGACCAUCCUGUGGAAAACAUGAAUGCGGAGUCAGUGAUAGCCGCACAAUGGACCCUAAUGUCUGUUGCUUUCUUGCUCGUUAUUGCGCGUCUAUCCGUACGGUUUCGUUUGAAGCAGAAGAACCUCAUCGUAUCCGAUUUAUUUCUCGUGGGCGCCUGUUGUGCAGCUAUAGGCAUGCUUACUGCAGAUGUCAUUAUCUGGAAGCAAGGCACUUGGCUAAACAUCGUGGACCCUGGAGUUCCGACGCUGAAGGCCCGCUUCGCAAUCUGUUUCCUUUUCGACACCGGGUUGUACUUUCCCAAGUUUAGUAUCAUCGCAUUAUACUAUACUCUCGUUCCUCGUACUCAACCAUGGAUGCGAAUAGCCCUCUACGGCCUUACCACAAUCACAACUUCAUGCUGCCUCAUCACCAUCUUCUAUACGGGGUUUUAUUGUGGACUGGAUAUAGCCUCAAACUGGUCAACUGAGCCAGGGUCCUGCAAGUUCUUUUUUGCUGAUAUGCCUGUUGAGAUAUACUGGGGCAUGCAUCUCGCAACCGAGGUUCUCAACUUUAUUUUCCCAUUUCCCAUUGUUCGUGAUCUAAGGCUCCCCAAUCUUCGCGAGAAGAUCGGCUUAUAUAUCAUUCUUGGUCUGGGUUUAAUCACGAUUCUUGUUACAAUAGCCCGAUACAUCAAUGGAGUAUUUGGUUUCAGCACUUACGGAGCGACCCUGUGGGGUACAGCAGAAUUGGCCACUGCGAUUUCCGCAGUUGCUCUUACAGCCUUACGGCCACUUCUCCGUGUGGUCACAGAGAUCGUGACGGACACGUACAGCAGAAUCACCAACAAAUCUAGACCUUCUGCUUAA